Messenger RNA from Drosophila albomicans, 1838 nucleotides. Its product is annotated as deubiquitinase DESI2. The transcript has 5 exons. Gene Ontology annotation, biological process: protein deubiquitination. NCBI's taxonomy places the organism in Eukaryota, Metazoa, Arthropoda, Insecta, Diptera, Drosophilidae. The coding region runs from base 488 to 1099 and encodes 203 amino acids. Gene Ontology annotation, molecular function: deubiquitinase activity. The record is from RefSeq and is a predicted model, not a curated record.
ACUGAAAAUUUUGAAAAAAAAACUCUAAUCUGCACAGGCAGACAAAAGCUGAUUGAUUUGCUGUGAGUUCACAGGGUGUUUAUAUUACAUUGCCUCAACGGAGAUAAAAUGUGUAUUUUAGAUCGAGAUGUUAAGUAAAAUAUCAUUAAAAGUAUUAUUUUUAAUGUCUAAAUUUACUGAUAUAUGAAAAUAAAAUAUUUUUAUUGGAUUGCAAAAACAUCGAUGUUAGGAUAACAAAUGAUUUUUAAAACAUCGAUUUGUUGUGCCAUCGAUAUUUCUCCACCUCUACACAACUCUACAACCAAUCCAUAAACAAAAAAAUUUUGUGUAUAUAAAACUUAAAAGCUGUCGCCGAAGUAAAUAAAACUAUAGAUGCGGAUACCCCGACAUUCAAAAAGCUGCAAUUGUUAAGAACAACCGGAGUAUGGGAUAUUAGUGGAUAAAAAUACGGUAAGGAAAGAGAAAAAACCAACAACGCAUUUACCCAAUGUUCUCCAACGGGCUGCCGUGCAAUCUGUCGUUUCCGAGCUGCCUGAGUGUCCCAAAAGAUGGUAACGAGGAACUCUUGCCUUCCAAUAUGGGGACAAGGGAACCAGUUAUUCUUAACGUAUAUGAUAUGUAUUGGAUUAAUGAAUACACAACUUCAAUCGGUCUUGGCGUUUUCCAUUCCGGCGUUGAGGCAUUUGGCACCGAAUUUGCGUACGGCGGUCAUCCGUUUCCCUUCACUGGCGUCUUCGAAAUAACUCCUCGCGACCACGACGAGCUCGGUGAGCAGUUUCAGUUCAGACAGAGCAUACAGAUUGGAUGCACCGACUUCACAUAUGAGGAGGUGCGUCGCCUUGUUGAGGAAUUGGGCAAUCAGUUUCGCGGAGAUCGUUACCAUCUUAUGAACAACAAUUGCAAUCACUUUUCGGGUUCAUUGACACAGAUACUUUGCGGCCAAGAGAUACCCAGCUGGGUGAAUCGUCUCGCACAUUUUAGCUCCUGUGUGCCAUUUUUACAGAGAUGUUUACCAAAAGAGUGGCUCACACCGAAUGCCUUGCAGCAAAGCAUAACUACAAUCCAAGAGCGCGAAGACUCGGACAACAGUCCCCUCUGAGACAUUACCUGAUAUAAGAUAUUUGCAAAGCCCAAGCGAGCGCAACUCAUCCCUGCUGUCUGAAGACCAACAACAAUAUUGUUAAGUUAAAUAGUAUAAAACAAAAAUAUAAAAACAAAAAAAAACGCCGGGAUAAUCGACACUCAUUUCAUUGCAGCCAAUAAGAUAACAGAAAAACGAAAAACUCCCUCAAUAGAAUGCAACAAAAAUAUGUAAUGUUAAUAGGUUUAUAAUAGGCUACAUUUAAAGUGACUAAAUUAUUGGCUAUUGUAAUUUGACUAUUUCAAAACUAAGAUUAACUAAUUAAGUGCCGAUAAGUGUAAGUGUUGCGAGUUCGAGGGGAAGCUCUACACUUUCAGGAUCAUUUAUAAAAAUUUGAAUUAAAAUUAACAUAAAUAGUAAACAUCGAAAAAGUUAUCUUUAGGAAAUUGCUAAAAUGUAUUAAACAGCAAAACAAACAACACGCAGAUUAAUAUUAAGAAUAUCAAAAAUUUGUCGAUCAUAUUGUCAUUGUCAUUUCGUUAGUAACCAAUACUUGUUUUUGAUUAUUUUAUAUUUACAAUUUUACAAUGUCAAAAGCCGCAUGUCUAUCAAAACACCAAAAAAAAAGUAAUAAACAAAAAAAAAACGGAUCUGUUAUCAAAUAAAUAUGUACUUGACAUUCUGAUAUUUACAUAUACAUUAAAAUACUAUUAUAUUUAAAAUUUUUUAAAGAAAAUAUAUUUUAAUUCAAUAAUAA